Messenger RNA from Danio aesculapii, 4209 nucleotides. RefSeq names its product histone deacetylase 6 (gene hdac6). The coding region runs from base 341 to 3586 and encodes 1081 amino acids. The transcript is spliced from 28 exons. The record is from RefSeq and is a predicted model, not a curated record. Gene Ontology annotation, biological process: chromatin organization. Gene Ontology annotation, cellular component: histone deacetylase complex. Gene Ontology annotation, molecular function: zinc ion binding; histone deacetylase activity. Lineage: Eukaryota; Metazoa; Chordata; Actinopteri; Cypriniformes; Danionidae.
GCUGUUAGCAUUUACUAGCAAUUAUUGAAAAGCUAUUUUUAUUAUAAGUUUUAGUAAAUAUUGAACGUAUUUGCUAUGCGGUGCCUAUUUUGUUAACUUCGUUUUUCACUUUCAGGUGCAGUUUAGAGAAGAACAACAGGCUCGGAUACUUAAAAGGGGGCAGAAAGCUUGAGACUCAAAUGACUGCAAUAUUGUUGUUUUUUUCCCAUUAAAUCUGAAUUUCACGGUGUGCUUUUAAAAAACCCGAAAUUUAUUUGACUACAGAUCUAUCUUAUCCUCUCAUUCACGUCGCAUAAUUUUGAAAACACUCUCUGUUGUGGAUCUGUAAAAUUCUCCCCUGAUGGAUCCGGUUCCAGAUACCAACGGUUCUUCGCGAUCUCCGAGAGGAACGCCAGAAACAAAAAACCAUAAGAAGAAUCUACAAGAGGCCAGGAGAAAAGGCAGAAUGGAUCGGAGCAAAGCUGAGGAGGAGAUGAGCAAUGAACUGCAAAAUCUGGAUGUUCAAGGAAAGAGCAAAGCGGCAGGAACAGGUCUUGUGUAUGUAGACGCCUUCACUCGCUUUCACUGCCUCUGGGAUGCCAGCCAUCCAGAGUGUCCAGCAAGAGUGAGCACUGUAAUGGAGAUGCUGGAGACAGAGGGUCUGCUGGGACGCUGUGUACAAGUGGAGGCUAGAGCUGUGACAGAAGAUGAGCUGUUACUCGUGCACACGAAAGAGUAUGUAGAACUGAUGAAAUCCACACAGAACAUGACAGAGGAAGAACUGAAGACUCUUGCUGAGAAAUAUGACUCGGUUUACCUGCAUCCUGAGUUUUUCAGCUCCGCCUGUCUGUCAGUGGGAUCAGUUCUCCAGCUGGUGGAUAAGGUGAUGACAUCACAGCUGCGUAAUGGCUUCUCCAUCAACAGGCCUCCAGGUCACCAUGCUCAGGCAGAUAAGAUGAACGGCUUCUGUAUGUUUAAUAAUCUGGCCAUAGCAGCACGAUAUGCUCAGAAACGACACAGGGUUCAACGAGUUUUAAUUGUGGACUGGGAUGUGCAUCACGGACAGGGAAUCCAGUAUAUUUUUGAAGAGGAUCCCAGUGUGCUGUAUUUCUCAGUGCACAGAUAUGAAGACGGCUCAUUCUGGCCCCAUCUCAAUGAGUCUGACAGCAGUUCGGUUGGUUCAGGAGCAGGACAAGGCUAUAAUAUCAACCUGCCCUGGAACAAGGUGGGGAUGGAAAGUGGAGAUUACAUCACAGCUUUCCAACAGCUUCUCCUGCCUGUGGCAUAUGAGUUUCAGCCUCAGCUGGUGUUAGUGGCCGCUGGAUUUGACGCUAUGAUCGGUGACCCAAAGGGCGGGAUGCGAGUGAGUGCUGAGUGUUUCUCCAUUCUGACACACAUGCUGAAAGCUGUAGCACAGGGAAAGCUUGUGCUGGCUUUAGAGGGUGGGUAUAACCUGCAGUCCACAGCGGAGGGUGUUUGUGCUAGUGUUAGGUCACUUCUGGGUGACCCCUGCCCUCACCUUCCAUCUGCUGGCGCUCCCUGUGAAAGUGCCUUGAAGUCAAUCUCAAAGACCAUCUCAGACUUGUAUCCAUUUUGGAAGAGUCUUCAGACCUUUGAGGGCGGUCCUCUGUCUGAAGUCUCCCCCCUGCCAGCUCCAGUAUGUGGAGAAGUGAAGGUUUCCUCUCCGAUCACUGGGCUAGUUUAUGACCAGAGAAUGAUGCUUCAUCACAACAUGUGGGAUGGUCAUCAUCCAGAGCUCCCUCAGAGAAUUUCACGAAUCUUCUCCCGCCAUGAGGAGUUGGGCCUGCUGUCCCGUUGCCAUCGGAUACCAGCUCGCCUAGCAACAGAAGAGGAGCUGGCACUCUGUCACAGUUCCAAGCACAUAAGCACCAUUAAGAGUUCAGAGCACAUGAAACCCAGAGAACUAAACAGACUGGGGGACGAAUACAUCUCCAUUUUCAUCAGUAAUGAGAGCUACACUUGUGCCCUGAUGGCUGCUGGCUCGUGCUUUAAUUCUGCACAGGCCAUACUCACAGGCCAGGUGAGAAACGCUGUGGCUAUAGUCCGUCCUCCGGGUCAUCACGCAGAGAAAGACAUAGCUUGUGGUUUCUGUUUCUUUAACACAGCUGCUUUGACUGCACGCUAUGCCCAGAGCAUCACGCGUGAAUCUCUGCGUGUCCUCAUCCUCGACUGGGACGUUCACCAUGGAAACGGCACACAGCACAUCUUCGAGGAGGAUGACAGUGUUCUCUACAUCUCCUUGCAUCGAUACGAAGAUGGGGCAUUCUUUCCGAACUCGGAGGAUGCUAACUAUGAUAAGGUGGGACUAGGAAAAGGCAGAGGAUACAACGUCAACAUCCCCUGGAGCGGAGGGAAAAUGGGAGACCCAGAAUACAUGGCGGCUUUCCAUCACUUAGUGAUGCCCAUAGCAAGAGAGUUUGCCCCAGAGCUGGUGCUGGUGUCUGCUGGGUUUGAUGCGGCACGAGGUGAUCCGUUAGGAGGGUUUCAGGUGACCCCGGAGGGCUACGCUCACCUCACCCAUCAGCUGAUGAGUCUGGCUGCAGGGAGAGUGCUUAUCAUACUGGAGGGAGGUUAUAACCUCACUUCUAUCUCGGAGUCCAUGUCCAUGUGCACCAGUAUGUUGUUGGGAGAUUCUCCGCCUCCUCUAGACCACCUAAACCCACUGAAGACCAGCGCCACUGUCAGCAUUAAUAAUGUCCUCCGUGCUCACGCCCCCUUCUGGAGCUCUCUCAGAGUACACGUUCCAGAGUCUCUACGUUUGUCUCUGCCUUCACCUAAACCAAAAGGCAAACGGACACCGGGGGGGAAGGGUAAGAAAUCUCCUUACCAAUCCACCCCUUCUCAGAGUCCCGGACAGGCAACUCAUCGUUCCGACCAAUCCGGCUUCGAUGAGCUCGCUGCAGAUCUGCUUUCUCUGAAUCUCAACACCAGCACCUCAUCUAACACCAGCCCACAGUCAGUCGCUGUUGGAGGAGCCAGGCGGAAAGUGAAACCCAACACACACAGAGUUUCAGCGGGCCUGGAUUCAGAAUCACCUCUAAAACUCAACCCUGAGAAAGCCAGAGCUGGAGAUGAGACAGAUGGAAAAGCAGAGACUCCUAACCGUUCGAUCUCAGAGUCUGUGGUCACCUGUGAUUCAUCAGCUGUGGGGGAUCAGGAGAGUUUAGUUCUGGAGGCUGCUGGAGGAAACACUGUGCAGUCAGUCUUAGAGCGUGUCUUUGGAGCACAAGCUACAGAUGUGGACACUAUGUAUGUGGUGGACCCGUUGCCAUGGUGCCCACACUUGGAGUCGGUGCGACCGGUGCCCGCAGGAGGGGUCGAUGUCUUCAAGCCAUGUGAAGAGUGUGGAGGUGAAGCAGAAAACUGGAUCUGCCUCUUCUGCUAUAAGGUGCUUUGUGGGCGUUAUGUGAACCAGCACAUGGUGAUCCACGGGCAGGAGUCUGGGCACCCUGUUGUGCUAAGCUUUGCUGACCUUUCUGUGUGGUGUUAUGCUUGUGAAUCAUACGUCCAUAACCAGGUUCUGCAUGAAGCCAAAAAUGCCGCUCAUCUUGUGAAGUUUGGAGAGGGGAUUCAUCCUUUCAACUAAACCAGCAGAGAGAAGUGUAUGCUGGGAGAUGGUGUUUAUAUAAUUGCAUGCCUGAUAUAAAAGACCAAACUGAGUUGUAGUGGACUUUUCAGUUUCUCAGUCCUCCUUCCUCACGUGUACGUUUAUAAAUUUUCAUUGUGCCAAGUGUGUUAGAUCCAACACAGACUAUACUAAUGGAAUUGAUCUUGAAAGGUGUUUUUUUUUAAGUGAACUCUCUGAAAAUUGUCAUAGUAGUUUUUUUUUUUCAAACGGUAGUUUAUAAAGGGUUGUUGUGGAAGAACAUUAGCAUGGUGCUAAAACUAAAACUUUACACCAGCCAAAUGUGUAGUGUUUUAAUAUUUUCGAGUGUUGUGGAUUUCAGUUUUCAUUAUAAGAAUUCAGGCCAAGGAGAUAAAACUGUGGAUGUGACAAAACCACAUUAAACGUAAAGCAAUACAGAGUGCAAUAUUUCCCAAAAUGGAGUUUGAGGACGGUGUACCCAAGUUAUUAUUGUUUUUAUUAUUAUUUUAUAUGUAAAUUUUCUGUAUGUUCAUUUUUGCACAAACAUACUGACACAAACUUUUUGGAAUCAUUUUGUAGCUGUCGGUACAUACUGCAAUCUUAAUAAAACCUUUGUCUUCUUA